CCCACGUUCCAUGCCAGUCAUUCAAAUUACAUCUGUGAAUCUGCAGUGGAUGUCAGUGCAAAGUUAAUGACACCCCAAACACAGGUCGCAAAUGUAGUAUGUUUGCCUGCAUCAGAUCGCAUGGCAGGUCCGGAUGUAACCUAUAUGAUCUGGGGGUGCAGUAAAGAAAAAUAUGUAAUGGCGUCUACCCUAGUAUGUUCUGACCAGGGGCGGACUGACCAUUUGGAAACUCGGGCACUGCCCGAGGGCCCGGGGUCAGUAGGGGGCCCCAUGAGAUGCCCCUGGUACCUUUUUCAUAGGCUUUUUUGAGUUUGGGCAAGGACACAGGGGCCCCAUGAUCCCCUAUUGCCCGGGGGACCCCAU
This is a messenger RNA of Staurois parvus, 363 nucleotides long. NCBI's taxonomy places the organism in Eukaryota, Metazoa, Chordata, Amphibia, Anura, Ranidae. The record is from the annotation of a GenBank genome assembly.